UGGUUUAUAUUGCAGUGACAGUCGCGGUCACACUGGUCAUAGGCAAUAAGAAAAAAAGAAACUCCACGGCACGGUCGUCCAAUUAAGUUAAUUUUUCUAAGUAAACAUACAAGUGCAGAUACGCCGUGCGCAUUCAAGCUAGCGUACAGCUACCCACGCCGCAGUUGCCGAACGCGAAUCGAAGGCGCGAUCCGUAGUUGCGCCAGCAGUGCGCUCCACGUGUGAGAAUAGUCAGGAAAAGCCAGCGCACACACACAAACGCGCGCGUACAUACGUGAAGUACACGUACACAAAUGCGCGCGAGGGAAAAGCGCUAGGUCAGAGGAAAGUGAAAAGUGAAAAGCGUGAAGAGAGCGCGUCAGGCGUCAGGAAUCGGACGACGUAACCAGCUGGGUGAAAAUGGCGCUGCUCGCCUACCGGGACAAGCAUAUCCUGAGUGCCCAGCAGCUGAGGAAACUCAGCGAGCACAAGUACUCCUGCUUCAGCGCCAGCCUGCUCGAUCCGCUGCUGCAGCCAUGGUGGAACUGGUUGGUGUCCCAGACGCCCCUUUGGCUGGCCCCCAACCUCAUCACCAUCGUGGGACUGAUCCUCAAUGUGGUCACCACCCUGAUACUAAUCUGUUAUAGCCCAAACGGUGUUGAGGCUCCGCCACGUUGGACCUGCUUGCUCUGCGCGCUGGGUCUGUUCAUCUACCAGAGUCUGGACUCCAUCGACGGGAAGCAGGCGCGACGCACGAAUACCUCAUCGCCGUUGGGCGAGCUCUUCGACCAUGGCUGUGACUCUAUUUCCACGGUGUUUGUGGCCCUAUCGGCAUGCAUCUCCUGCCAACUGGGCCACUAUCCCAACUGGCUGUUCUUCCAGUGCUUCUGUGCUAUAGCGCUCUUCUACUGCGCCCACUGGCAGACUUAUGUGUCCGGAACGAUGCGCUUCGGCAGAAUUGAUGUGACGGAGGCACAGUUCUCAAUUAUAGCAAUUCAUCUGGUUUCGGCUGCACUGGGUCCUGAGAUCUGGCUCACCAAGCUGCCGCACUUCAACUGCGAAUCGCGAUUUCUGCCAAUUUAUGUGGCCUGCGGCGUUGAUUUGAUUCUAGCUCUGCGCUACACGAAAUGCAUUUUGACCGAGGGUUGCGGCAAGAACGGAUCAUCGGUUGCUGGCACCAGUGUCCUCUCGCCCAGCAUUCCGCUCACGCUGGUGGUGCUGCCCGCCCUGAUCAUUGCCCAGAAGUCGCCGCACAACAUCUUCACCGAGCACGCGUCGGUGUACAUCCUGGCCUUCGGCAUGGUGGCCGCCAAGGUCACCAAUAAGUUGGUGAUUGCCCACAUGACCAAGGCGGAGAUGGAGUAUCUGGACUGGUCGCUGCUCGGCCCCGCGCUGCUGUUCCUCAACCAGUACUUCAACUGCAUUGUGCCGGAGAUCUGGCUGCUGUGGUUCACGCUCAUCUGGGGCACCCAGGAUCUGUUGCGCUACUGCGCCCAGGUGUGCCUGGAGAUUUGCCAGCACCUGCGCAUCGAUCUCUUCCGGAUACCGUACACGCCCAAGGGCGUGGCCCCACAUCCGGCCACCGCCUCGGUGAGCAGCCAAAGCAACUUCGGCGGCUUUGGCAGCAGUGCGGACAAGAACGGCGGCAGCGCGCAUCGAAAGUCGAAGAGCAAACCGCACUAGGUUCCGGUUUUCCGCUAUAUUAAUUAGUAAUUUUACAAAUUUACGUCGUUAGAGCCAAGGGAUACUCGUAGGAGCAGGCGGAGCGCAAGUAAUACAAACCCGUAAACACAACCCAACAAAAUUCACCGUCAAUGUUUUGGCAUAGAACCAAAACCACUGAGGAACAACCAAACGAAAUGAAACUAAACAAUAACAACAGAUAGAGAAGUUAGCGAAAGGGCGAAGCAAGAUGUUGCUCCUACAUUUUAGUAUAUAGUUUACAACACGUUGUUGUAGCAAAGAAGGCAAAGUGGCUAGGGCUGCUAGGAGAAAGAACUGUUGCAGUCUCCGAUAUCAAUUAUAUGGCUAAAUAUAUAAAAAACAAAACCUAUAUUUUGUAUGAUUGUGUAAGUUGUAAUAAAUCUAGAUCGCAGUACUUUUACUGCGCUAAUUCA
Messenger RNA from Drosophila erecta, 2096 nucleotides. It is a transcript of the gene bbc, whose product is annotated as cholinephosphotransferase 1. The record is from RefSeq and is a predicted model, not a curated record. Lineage: Eukaryota; Metazoa; Arthropoda; Insecta; Diptera; Drosophilidae. The transcript has 6 exons. Gene Ontology annotation, cellular component: Golgi apparatus; endoplasmic reticulum membrane. Gene Ontology annotation, biological process: phosphatidylethanolamine biosynthetic process. Gene Ontology annotation, molecular function: diacylglycerol cholinephosphotransferase activity; ethanolaminephosphotransferase activity. Bases 400 to 1662 code for a protein of 420 amino acids.